GCAGCAAACCAACUCUCAGAUGACAAACUUUUCUUAUCUUGCAUUUUGUACCUUGAACGUUUCUUAUCGUCUUGUACCUUGUAUCAGAGUCUAAAUUUUUGGCCUCAUCACAACUCGUCAGGUAAUAUUGCGGGAUAUAACGUACUUGUGACAGUUUGUGGAAGGGUUCUGUUCACGCAACAAGCAAGGUCAAUAAGGAGGACUGUAGUUACCAUGGUAUCCCUUGAAGGAAAAGUUUGUAUUGUUACCGGGGCAACUAGAGGUAUAGGGAAAGGAAUUGCCUUACAACUUGGCCAGGCUGGAGCGACUGUUUAUAUAACAGGUCGAACUCUUGAACCAAAGAAUGAUGGCAGCGUUGGUGGGUCGCUCAAGGAAACUGCUUGUGAGAUUGAGAGCAGAGGGGGUAAGUGCAUUCCUGUGAAGUGCGAUCACAGCGAUCAAAACCAGAUUAAAAAACUCUUUGAGCAAGUCAAGUCAGAGCAAAAUGGCCGCCUUGAUGUUCUGGUAAACAACGCAUAUUCAGCUGUGACUGCAAUCAUGUCAAACAUUGGUAAGCCAUUCUGGGAACAACCUGAUGAUAUGUGGGACACAGUAAACACAGUGGGAUUAAGGGGUCAUUUCUUAGCAGCAAUAGAGGCAGCCAAGUUGAUGGUUCCUGCAAAGCAAGGCCUUAUUGUAAAUGUGUCUUCUGCUGGUGGUCUACGCUAUUUGUUCAAUGUUCCAUAUGGUGUGGGAAAGGAAGCGUGUGAUAGAAUGGCUGCAGACUGUGCAUUUGAGUUGAGGAAACACAACAUAGCAUUUGUGUCAAUAUGGCCUGGUGCUGUACAAACAGAAACGCUCAUGGACAAGAUCAAUGAUUUCACAUUUGAUAGGCAAAUAAAGAAUGCAGUUGUGAAUGGUGAAACUAUUGAAUUCCCUGGAAUUGCUAUAGCUCAUUUAGCUGCAGAUCAAAACAUAAUGAAGAAAACUGGUCGAAUCUUUUUGACAGUAGACCUUGCAGAUGAGUAUGGAUUUAAAGACAUUAAUGGACAAGUUCCGCCUUCAUACCGUCGAGUUAAAGACUUAUUGAAGAUGGUUAAUAGAACAUGGUUAGCGGCUUGUAUUCCAGGAUUUAUUAAAGUUCCCUUCUGGCUGAUAUCGUGCGCAACCCACAAAUUUUGAUAACUAUGAUUUUUAUCCCUUGUUUGAAAUUUGAAGUAUAACAACCGAAAAUUUAAUGAGAUUGUAAUUAAUUUUGUUUUAUUUUUAAACAGUUAAAUUUAUGACAUCCUAGCUAACAGUGUUACAUUGUAAUAUAGUUUUAAUAACGUCCUAGUUUGGUGUACCAAACUUGUUUUUGUAGAACCAAAAAUACGUAUUUGUAACACUAUUUAAAUACAGUACUUUGUAACAUUGCUUUGUUGCUGUAACGUUAUCUUAGCAUGCAGUACCUAACUACAACUUAAUACCUUUCCUGAUAUUUUGCUUAAACAGGGCUAUUUUAAAAAACAGACUGUUGCAUGUUGUCUGAAAUUGUGUCCUGUAUAAAUAUGUUUAAAUAAAUAAACUUCAUGAACAUUAUAAAGUUUGCUGAGGUAAUUGUUAUAUUUUUUAAUGAAAUUCAAAAAUAUGCUGUGUUGGUAUCAGGACCGACGCCCUUCGCAUUACUUGUGUCCUUGGACAAGGCACUUUACUUACGUUUGUUGCUGUAACGUUAUCUUAACAUGCAGUAAAUAACUACUGUACAACUUAAUACCUUUCCUGAUAUUUUGCUUAAACAGGGCUAUUUAAAAAAAAACAGACUGUUGCAUGUUGUCUGAAAUUGUGUCCUGUAUAAAUAUGUGUAAAUAAAUAAACUUCAUGAACAUUAUAAAGUUUGCUGAGGUAAUUGUUAUAUUUUUUAAUAAAAUUAAAAAAUAUGCUGUGUUGGUAUCAGGACCGACGCCCUUCGCAUUACUUGUGUCCUUGAACAAGGCACUUUACUUACGUUUGCCUCUCUCCACCCAGGAGUAUAAAUGGGUACCUGUACCUGCUAGGAUGAUGUGGCAAUGCAAGUAUUACUCUGUAUCAGCAUUAAAUUGCACACAUGAUUAGGAGUACUCCCCAGGGAGUGGAGGAGGUUGCACCACUUUGUGCUGGAUUGAUUAUGGAUCCAAUGACCAAGGGUAAUGUUAACAUCAUCACCAGCACCUUGUAUUCCUUGGCAAAAGGCGCAGUAUGAAUCUCUAUAUUAUUAAUAUUAUUAAUUUAUUGAAUGUCACGGCCCUGUUCCUACCAAUCCUUUCAACACUACACAAGGAUCGUACUUUUUAGUUUUUUAAGAACUAAAUUGACAUCUCCACAGAGUAUGAACUCGUGAAUAGACUCGAUAAGAAAAAUUUAUUGAAUUACAAUGUGUGAAUAGUAGGCUAUUUUAUUUGAUACGUAAUGCCUUUUAAAUACAAAUACAGUACCAAAUAGAAUAUAAAUAUAUAGAAACAUUAUGUCAGUAAAAUAUAUUACAAGGUAAUAAAAUCUGGAUCAUACAAAGAAA
This is a messenger RNA of Anneissia japonica, 2512 nucleotides long. RefSeq names its product dehydrogenase/reductase SDR family member 1-like. The record is from RefSeq and is a predicted model, not a curated record. Lineage: Eukaryota; Metazoa; Echinodermata; Crinoidea; Comatulida; Comatulidae. Bases 214 to 1161 code for a protein of 315 amino acids. The transcript has 9 exons.